AUGUCUAGCGCAAACAGCAUCAAGGUGGUGGCUCGAUUCCGCCCCCAGAACAAGGUGGAACUGGAGUCGGGCGGCCAGCCCAUUGUCGCCUUCAAUGGCGAGGAUACCUGUACCCUCGACUCCAAGGAGGCUCAGGGCAGCUUCACUUUCGAUCGAGUCUUCGAUAUGAACUGCAAGCAAUCCGAUAUCUUCGAUUUCUCCAUCCGAUCUACUGUCGACGACAUCCUUAACGGUUACAAUGGAACAGUCUUCGCCUAUGGUCAAACCGGUGCUGGAAAGUCCUAUACCAUGAUGGGCUCCAGCAUCGAUGAUGAGGUUGGCCGAGGUGUCAUCCCCCGCAUUGUCGAGCAGAUCUUCGCCAGCAUCAUGUCUAGUCCUAGCACUAUCGAGUACACGGUGCGAGUCAGUUAUAUGGAAAUUUACAUGGAGAGAAUCCGUGACUUGCUCGCACCCCAGAACGACAAUCUUCCCGUCCACGAAGAGAAGAACCGCGGUGUCUACGUUAAGGGACUCUUGGAGGUCUACGUCUCGAGCGUUCAAGAGGUCUUCGAAGUCAUGAGAAGAGGUGGAAAUGCCCGUGCCGUCGCUGCUACCAAUAUGAACCAAGAAUCUUCCCGUUCACAUUCCAUUUUCGUCAUCACUAUCACGCAGAAGAACGUUGAGACCGGUUCGGCCAAGAGCGGUCAGCUUUUCUUGGUCGAUUUGGCCGGUAGUGAAAAGGUCGGCAAGACAGGUGCCAGUGGUCAGACGCUGGAGGAAGCCAAGAAGAUCAACAAGAGUUUGAGUGCUCUCGGAAUGGUCAUCAACGCCUUGACUGACGGCAGAUCAUCCCAUGUCCCCUACCGAGACUCCAAGUUGACUCGUAUCCUGCAAGAGUCCCUGGGAGGUAACAGUCGGACAACCCUCAUCAUCAACUGUUCUCCCAGUAGUUACAACGAUGCCGAGACUCUCAGCACCCUGCGAUUUGGUACGCGUGCAAAGGCAAUCAAGAACAAGGCCAAGGUCAAUGCAGAACUUAGUCCCGCCGAGCUUAAAGCUUUGCUUGGAAAGGCGAGAGGCCAAAUCUCAACCUUCGAAGGCUACAUUACGAAUCUUGAAGGAGAAAUUCAGCUCUGGCGUUCCGGAGAGGCUGUGCCGAAAGAUAAGUGGGUGCCGCCCAUGUCCGCAGAUGGCGUUGCGGGAGCCAAGGCCGAAGCUAAAGCCCCCCGCCCGUCAACGCCCUCCCGCCUACUUCCCGACAGCAGGGCCGAGACACCAGCCAUCUCAGAGCGGUCCGGAACACCAAGCCUGCCUCUCGACAAGGACGAGCGAGACGAGUUUCUGCGCCGCGAGAACGAGCUCCAGGACCAGCUUGCGGAGAAGGAAUCUCAGUAUAACACGACUGAGAAGGCGCUCCGAGAGACCAAGGAGGAACUUACCUAUCUCAAGGAGCAUGAUAGCAAGACUGGCAAGGAGAAUGAGAAGCUCCAUGCUGAGGUCAACGAGGUCAAGAUGCAGCUUGAACGGCUGAACUUUGAGGGCAAGGAGGCUCAGAUUACGAUGGAUGCCCUCAAGGAACAGAACGCUGAGUUGACGACUGAGCUUGAUGAGGUCAAGCAGCAGCUUCUUGAUGUUAAGAUGAGUGCUAAAGAGACGAGCGCGGUUCUCGACGAGAAGGAGAAGAAGAAGGCUGAGAAGAUGGCUAAGAUGAUGGCUGGCUUCGAUCUUGGCGCCGAUGUAUUCAGCGACAACGAAAAGGCUAUUGCAGAGGCUAUUGCUCAGCUGGAAGCUCUGCAUGAAGUCAGCUCCACCGGCGAAGUCGUCAAUCCCGAUGAGCUUAAGUCGCUGAAGUCCCGGUUCGUCGAAAUACAAGGAAUCAUCCGACAAGCGGAGUUGUCCGUGUACAGCGCUUCUUCGAGCGAGACGGACGCUCGCCGCCGUGCCGAGUUGGAGGACCGCCUCCAAUCUCUUCAGCAGGAGUAUGAAGAGCUGCUUACUCGUAACCUUGGAGAGACCGACGUUGAGGAAAUUAAGUCUCGCCUGGAAAGUGCCUAUGCCGAUAAGCAGACCACGUCCCUGCAGCUCGUUGAUGAGCUUAAGGCUGAAAUCGCCCAGAAGGCGGCCGAGAACUCCAAGAUGAAGGCCCUUAUCGAAGAUCUCCAGCAGAGAGUCAAGGCAGGCACUGCUGCCCCCAUGGCCAACGGCAAGUCCAUCCAGCAACAGAUUGCUGAGUUCGAUAUCAUGAAGAAGAGCCUCAUGCGCGACCUUCAAAACCGCUGCGAGCGCGUGGUUGAGCUCGAGAUCUCGCUCGACGAGACGAGAGAGCAGUACAACAAUGUGCUCCGGUCAUCCAACAACCGGGCCCAGCAGAAGAAGAUGGCCUUCCUCGAGAGGAACCUUGAGCAGCUUACUCAGGUUCAGCGCCAGCUUGUCGAGCAGAACUCGGCCCUCAAAAAGGAGGUCGCUAUUGCCGAGCGCAAGCUCAUCGCUCGUAACGAGCGCAUUCAGAGCCUCGAAAGCCUGCUACAGGAUAGCCAGGAGAAGAUGGCUUCCGCCAACCACAAAUUCGAAGUACAGCUCGCCGCCGUCAAAGAACGGCUGGAGGCUGCCAAGGCUGGCAGUACUCGUGGCCUGAACUCACCUCCGCUCGGUGGAUUCAGCUUCUCAGGAGGAGGCAGCCGCAUCGCGAAGCCUCUCCGUGGCGGUGGUGGUGACAACCAAGGACCAUCAAUCCCCGUCAUUUCCAGUAUCCAGCAGAAUGAGGGCGGCUCCGGAAAGCGUAGCAGCUGGUUCUUCUCCCAGAAGUCUUAA
Colletotrichum truncatum is the source of this 2790-nucleotide messenger RNA. RefSeq names its product kinesin heavy chain. Gene Ontology annotation, cellular component: microtubule associated complex. Gene Ontology annotation, molecular function: microtubule motor activity; microtubule binding; ATP binding. The record is from RefSeq and is a predicted model, not a curated record. Gene Ontology annotation, biological process: mitotic spindle organization; spindle elongation; microtubule-based movement. Lineage: Eukaryota; Fungi; Ascomycota; Sordariomycetes; Glomerellales; Glomerellaceae.